GUUAAUAUUUCUAUUAUAAUGGUGUUAAUCAAAAUAUUGAUUUCACUUUGGACUUCCAAUUCGUUUAUUAAUUAGAUUAAAGGAAACGUUUUUUAUAAUACGUUUUUUUAAUUUAAGCGACUGGUUCUCCUAAGUAUUUAUUUUUACCAGCGAUGAAAUAUUUUCGGAAUGGAAGCAUAUGUGGACAUAUUUCUUAAUCUAAAUACAAACUUUUUACAUUAUUUGUUUACCAAACAAUGAAGAAUUCUUACUUUUGUACAUUUUGGAUCUUGCCUAUAGUUUUUGUAUCAUGUGGCAAACAACCGUAUAACAGAAUUCAUGACAUGCCUCUUGAUGUGAAUAAACUAGAGAGUCUUGGUAACUCCGAUUCUCUCAUGAAAGCGCUUAAAGACAUAGCUCAAAAGUCACAUGAUUGUGGUGUCAAAGAAGUUCCAAAAUUCAGACGAUACUUUCUUAAAAAUAAAACCGUUACGUGCAAUGACGGUUCGCCAGCAGGAUAUUACCUGAGAAAAUCGUAUGGUAGUAAAAAGUGGAUCGUUUUUCUUGAAGGUGGAUGGUACUGUUUCGACGACUUGAGCUGUCGAUUACGAUGGCAAAACACUGGAUGGAGGUCAUACAUGAGCAGUAAUAGCUGGCCGCACCUGCGGAGAGUAAAUGGAUUACUUUCAUCGGAUCCGAAAGAAAAUUCUUACUAUUUCAAUGCAAAUAUGGUUUAUAUUCCUUAUUGUUCGAGUGAUUCUUGGACAGGAACAGUUGUGCACGAAGAUGGAUAUUCUUUCUUAGGCUCACAUAUAAUCGAAGAAGUAAUAAGAGAACUAGUUCCUAGAGGACUUAAAAAAGCACAACGGCUGAUUUUAGCCGGAAGCAGUGCUGGUGGUACGGGUGUUUUAAUGAAUCUAGACCGCGUGGCUGACUUGAUGUCGGAGUUAGCACCAGGUGUAGAGGUCCGGGGUAUCGCAGACUCCGGAUGGUUUGUCGACAUUCCACAGUUCCGGAGAGGAGAAUGCUCCGAUUCCUUUUCGUGUUCACCUGUAGAUAGUAUACAAAGGGGGGUUAAAUUAUGGAAGGGAAAUGUUCCAGAAGCAUGUAGAAAAGAAUACCCUGAAGAUGAACAAUGGAAAUGUUAUUUUGGGUAUAAAAUGUACCCUACCUUAAAAACUCCCGUAUUUAUUGUUCAAUACCUCUUUGAUGAAGCGCAAAUAUCAGUUAUGAACUUACUCGAUAUAUCUCAUUUGAGCAUGAAUUCCAAGAACCAGUAUGCUGGUAUAAUGUCUAAAGAGCAAUGGCAAUACCUCCAUAAUUUGGGAGAGGAAGUUAAAAAAUCUCUCCACAACGUAUCAGCUGUGUUUGCACCAGCGUGUCUGUCUCACGUUUCAUUGACGAAAAGAGAUUGGCAGUCUGUCUCAGUGAAUGGAGUUACACUAGCACAAUCUAUAUAUUGCUGGGAAAAUAACUUUGAAAAAGAUAAAUGUCUCAUUACAACCUCAUCCACUCCAAGUAUACCUCAUACUGACCCUCUUCUAAAAGACGGACCAUCAGUUACAAAUAAACCAAAGCGAGUUCGUCGAAGGAAAAAGAAGAAAAAGAAGAGAAAGAGGAAGAACAAGAAUAAAAAUAGAAAUAGAAACAAAAAUAAAAAAAGAAACAAACUCGAUAAAGAAAAAAGACGAAGACGUCGAGUUAGAAGAAAGAACAGAAGAAAAAAAAGUAAAAAGCGAAGUCGUGCACAAAGGUCUGCAAAAAAUGUGGGCCAUUGUAAUCAUCACGUGAUUGAAUCGUGUCCUCUACCUCAAUGGUGUAAUAGUUUUUGUCCUGCAUUCAGGAAUCAGUUCACGGGUGAAGUAAUUGACUUCUUCAAAUUAUUUGCUGAUUCUGAUAUUGACAGAUCUAGCAUAGCUGAAAUCCUCGGUAGAAACCUCUCUGCAGAGGAAAAUUCAAAUCCAGAAGAGAUUUCCAAAUUGUUAGAGAAGAAAUUUAGGAAAAGAUCUUCAUUGACGUGACCCACAUGUUUUUUUUUUUACAGAAAAGCAUCAUAUAAAUGAUGCAAUGAGCUGUCGGUGUAACGAGUAUUUCAUAAAGGUUGUGAAAGUCGGGCAAUAUUUUUGAUGCAGCAGUUAUUGUACUAAGUUUAUAUAUUUGUUUACAGAAGGCAUAUCAUGGAAAGUAAAGCAAAAUUAAAAGUGCUAAUAAGUCCAUUGUAUUUAUUUAUCUGGCAGGAGAAGAAUUCGUAUAACUAUUUUGUUUGACCGGACAGAGUUGAUAAAUAUUUGAGUACUAAAUAAACCAAGUUAUGACUUAGUGUUGCCGACCAUGCAGUGAAUUAUUUUGGGAAGUGAUCAAUUUUGAAUGAACUGAAUAAUUGUAUACAUCCAUUUUUUUAACUUACGUUUCUCGUUUUGGAGUAUGAAAUGCUUUGUUUGCAAUUUGAUAACACAAUAUACAAGCAGUAAAUUAUACUAAAUUACUAUAAGAAAAUACAUUAUGCAGUAAAAGAAAGAUAUCGUAGAAUGCAAAACCAUUUGUCUUAACUGGAAAUUAUUUUUUUCCGUUAGGUAAUUGCAGUUUAUUCUGUGAAAGUUUAAGCCACCUACUGAUGGACAGUUUCGUUUGAUACAUAUCUUAUAUGAGAUGCAAGAUAAUUGAUUGAUUGAUGGAUGAUUGCUUAACGUCACAAAAGCGCAAACAGGUUACAUGUAUAUUGCGACGAGUUGUCAGCUGAUUAAUAAUAAACGACAUGAUUGUAAAGAUUUUUCCUUCUAGAACAAAAAAAACCAAACUUUUCCAUAUGAAAGUGAAAGUGUUAGCUUGUUGAAAUAUACAAAAAAAAAAAAAAAAAUUAUAACGAUAAGCCGAUAUAUUGCAACAAAUGAAAGAUUCCAUCGAUGCUAAUAAAUUUUCAAUCAAUUCAUUUUUUUUAAUACUAUAACUAACAUUGGGAAGAUGGAAGUGACAUCAAGAUAUGCUUGAGAAAAGGGUCAGAGUGUUGUGAUUUCUUAUUGAUGCAUUGUAGAUUAUAAUGUUUUGUUUUUACUUGUUUUUAUCAGAAUGUUGUAAUUAAUUCUUAUGUGUGUUAACAUUUUUUUAAAUAAUUAAAGUUAAAGCUGAA
Molecule: messenger RNA, 3106 nt
Organism: Mytilus californianus (California mussel)
Lineage: Eukaryota; Metazoa; Mollusca; Bivalvia; Mytilida; Mytilidae
Product: palmitoleoyl-protein carboxylesterase notum1-like
Exons: 13
Coding region: 237-2000 (587 amino acids)
Molecular function (GO): hydrolase activity
Source: RefSeq, a predicted model, not a curated record